Molecule: messenger RNA, 1527 nt
Organism: Pediculus humanus corporis (human body louse)
Lineage: Eukaryota; Metazoa; Arthropoda; Insecta; Psocodea; Pediculidae
Exons: 3
Coding region: 1-1527 (508 amino acids)
Source: RefSeq, a predicted model, not a curated record
AUGGCUGAUGUAGUACAAGAAGAAAAGCCAAAAACUCAAAAAAAAAGAACUAGAAAUCCUGACGGAUGGAAAAGGGUGAAACAAAAAAGGGCAAGAAUAGCAGGGAAAGAGUAUUUAAAUGUUCGUGGCAAUUAUGUUGCACCUAGAAAAAUUGGGCCUGACUGUCAGUGUAAAUUAAUGUGUUACAAACACGUAGAUGAAUCGAUGAGAAAAAUGAUUUUCGAAGGAUUUUACGAUUUAAAGAGCUACGAUGAACAAAAUGCAUAUUUAUUUGGCCUGAUUCGGAAGCAUGAUAUAAAAAGAAAAACAAAACCAUUAUCAGCACGCCGUACGUGUACUUAUAAAUAUUAUUUAAGAUUUCGAGGAAGAGAAAUAAACGUGUGUAAAGUUGCAUUUGCUAGAAUUCACGCCAUUUCUGCCAAAAAAAUCAGAGGUCUUUGCGAGAAACUCGAUCAAAAUAUAUUAUUUCCCAAAGAUGGCCGAGGUAAACAUUCGAACAGACCACAAAAAAUUCAACCAGAAACGCAAGAAUUAAUUAAACGGCACUUGUAUAGUCUUCUACGUUCCCCAGAUGUUCGCGAUUAUUUUAAAGAAGAUAAAAAUCAUCCUGCCUCGACGGAAUUAAAUAUAACCAAAUUGUACAAACAUUUUUUGCAAACUUAUGAUCCUGAAGCCUUAAUUCCUAAUUCAACUCAUAUAAAUGCCUGUUAUACUCCUAAAGUGAAAAUGUGGCUUUAUCGACAUAUUUUUCAUCAAGAAUUUAAAACCAAAGACUAUCAAUUAUUAAAGAAAAAAGUUGAAACUGGGUAUCGUUCUAAUUCUGAUUUAGCAGACUAUACUUUACAGGAUAAAAUAUUUACCAAAAAGACCAAAAGAAAAGCUACAAAACCUCAAAAAAAAUUAAAUAAUGUUCAGGAAAACUGUGACUCGAUGUCUAGUACAUCAACAGGGGUACAAACUAUUGUUCAAAAAUUUUAUCCGAGAACAGAAAAUGCACCUGCUGUUAUUCAUCUUCCAAUGGAUGUCAGUUUCACAUCGUUCACUCAAGAUGGGAGACCAGCUCAAUUGAUUGACACCACAAAUAGAAAUCAAGUAAUUUUGGAUACUGGUAAUAGGAAUCAAACAGCUACCAUACAAACAGUCAAUAGAAAUCAAGUCAUGAUAGCAGAAGCUGUUAAUAGGAAUCAAGUGAUGAUAGCUGAUACAACAAAUAGAAACCCUACAUUAAAUCUUCAAAAAAUUAAUUACACAAUUCAAGACAUACAUGGAAAUCAACAAGGAGGCGGAUCUCACAAUUAUCAAAUAUUCCAAGCAGAGACUUAUCAUCCGAAUGUAUUAAGUCAACAUACAGAUCAUCCAAUUUAUCAUAUUGAUAAAGGAGCUGGAGAAUUAAUUUCUCUGAGACCUAUUAGAAUUGCAGGAGAUUAUGAUAAAGUAAUUGAUUCUUUUAACGAUAACCGAUUAUUUUUCAUUGAAUAUAGAGUGAGAUGUGGUAAAUUUGAGUAUGGACUCAAAUCUUUGUUGUGA